Messenger RNA from Trachemys scripta elegans, 1850 nucleotides. It is a transcript of the gene ACTR10, whose product is annotated as actin related protein 10. Lineage: Eukaryota; Metazoa; Chordata; Testudines; Emydidae. The record is from RefSeq and is a predicted model, not a curated record. The transcript has 13 exons. Gene Ontology annotation, biological process: retrograde axonal transport of mitochondrion. The coding region runs from base 83 to 1336 and encodes 417 amino acids.
GCCGCGAGAUCUGCGCCGUUCAGUGCGGAAGGCCCCCUUUGUUGUGGUAGAAGCCGGGCGCUGGUCCCUGCAGCCGGUGACAAUGCCGCUGUACGAGGGCCUGGGGAGCGGCGGGGAGAAGACGGCGGUGGUGAUAGACCUGGGAGAAUCGUUCACCAAAUGUGGUUUUGCAGGAGAAACAGGACCAAGAUGCAUUAUUCCUAGUGAAAUAAAGAAACCUGACAUUCCUAAGCCUAUCAAAGUCGUUCAGUAUAAUAUUAACACAGAAGAGCUGUAUUCAUAUCUGAAGGAAUUUAUUCACAUGCUGUAUUUCAGACAUCUGCUGGUGAAUCCCAGAGACCGUCGCGUUGUAAUAGUGGAAUCUGUGCUAUGCCCCUCACACUUCAGAGAGACACUCACUAGAGUACUUUUCAAGUAUUUUGAGGUUCCUUCUGUGUUGUUUGCCCCAAGUCACCUGAUGUCUCUUCUGACACUUGGGAUUAAUUCUGCUAUGGUUUUAGACUGUGGAUAUGCAGAAAGUCUGGUGCUGCCUAUAUAUGAGGGAAUCCCAGUUUUGAGUUGCUGGGGUGCCCUUCCCCUAGGAGGAAAAGCAAUUCACAAGGAGCUGGAGAAUCAGUUAUUGGAGCAAUGCAGUGUUGACACAGGAGUAGCUAAAGGACAAAGACUCCCAUCAGUGAUGGGCUCAGUUCCAGAAGACAUUGUAGAGGAUAUAAAAGUCCGCACUUGUUUUGUGAGUGAUCUCCAACGUGGGCUGAAAAUCCAGGCAGCAAAGUUUAACAUGGAUGGCAGUGCUGAGCGUCCUUCACCACCUCCAGAUGUAGAUUACCCUCUAGAUGGAGAGAAGAUUCUGCAUGUAGUUGGAUCAAUCAGAGACUCAGUUGUUGAAAUACUGUUUGAGCAGGAUAAUGAAGAGAAAUCUGUUGCCACUUUAAUACUGGAUGCACUUAUUCAGUGCCCAAUAGACACCAGGAAGCAGCUGGCUGAGAACUUAGUAGUUAUUGGUGGCACUGCUAUGUUGCCAGGAUUCCUACACAGAUUAAUGGCUGAAAUUAGGUACCUGGUCGAUAAACCAAAAUACAAAGAAGCACUUGCCACUAAGACCUUCAGAAUUCACACUCCACCUGCCAAACCCAACUGUGUGGCUUGGCUGGGAGGAGCCAUUUUUGGAGCUCUUCAGGACAUACUUGGAAGCCGUUCAGUGUCCAAGGAAUAUUACAGUCAGACAGGCCGUAUACCUGACUGGUGCUGUCUCAAUAACCCUCCUUUGGAAAUGAUGUUUGAUGUUGGCAAAGCCCCGCCACCAUUGAUGAAGAGGGCUUUUUCCACUGAGAAAUAAGCAUCUGAAUACAACACAGCUGCACAAGGAUUCCUUUCACCUAUUUCAAGCAGACCUAUACAAGUUGCUUCUUAUGCAGUAAGUUAAUCAGGUGUAACACUGUUUAAAAUUAAUGAUAUAGGUGUGGCUUGGGAACAUCUUGUUAGCUGGAACUAUAUUGAAGUUGGAUACAAUUCUACAUUUAGAUUAAAAAAACUCAAAACAGUGGUUUUGACAAAUGUGAUGAUGUGGGUUGCUUGUUUUUUCCCCCCCCCUUUCUAUGGAAAUAUUGUAACUGGCACAAGUUGUUAACUACUAAGUUGUUUGCUCUAUACAAAUAUGUACAGUAGAUACAAAAUUAAGAGGCUUAGUUUUAGAUAUUUUUGUUUUGUUUUAAAUAUCUUAGAAGAAUGAAGGAGAUUCCUUGUUACCUGAAACCAUCUGUGGAAGUUUCUCUGCCAAACUCUGCAUAAAAUGUUGCACAUGUUAACAUAACCUGUUGGGUUCAUACAUUAAAAUGUCUCCUGGAAACUUG